Dryobates pubescens (Downy woodpecker) is the source of this 855-nucleotide messenger RNA. RefSeq names its product C-type lectin domain family 4 member F-like. Gene Ontology annotation, molecular function: signaling receptor activity. Lineage: Eukaryota; Metazoa; Chordata; Aves; Piciformes; Picidae. Bases 1 to 753 code for a protein of 250 amino acids. The transcript is spliced from 7 exons. The record is from RefSeq and is a predicted model, not a curated record.
AUGGCCGCCGGGGGACCAGACCUGUACGAGACCCUGCAGAUCCACUACCCACCCAGCCCCCCCCGAGCGCCGGCGCCCAGGUCCCGUCCAGCCACACCCCGCUGGGCCGUGGGCACCGUCCUGGCGGUGGGCACAGCGGUGGUCCUGGUGCUGGGAGCUGCCCUGGCUGUCAUCAUCGCCUUGCAUGUGCAGAGCCAGGCGGAGCUGUGGGAAGCGCGGGCAGAGCUGGCAGCAGCUGGCACCUCUGGGCUGCUAGACCCCAACAGUGAGUGGGACCCUGUCCCCCGAGCUUCGUCGAGAGCCCAGCAGCGGCGCAGAGACGCAGGGACCGGCUCGUGGCUGCAGGGGCUGUCGCUGGGCUGGAGGUACCACGCGGGGAUGAUUUACUUCUUCUCGGCCGACCGCAAGAGCUGGGUGGACGCAGAGGCUGCCUGCCGCUCGGCGCACUCGCACCUCACCUCCGUCACCAGCGCCGACGAGCAGGACUACCUGGCACGGGAGGCACGGGGAGGCUCGUACUGGAUCGGACUGGAGGCCACUGGCCCGGGGAACUCCUGGCGCUGGGUGGAUGGCACCACCUACUCUGAGGCCCAGAGUUUCUGGGCGCCAGGGCAGCCGGACAGCACCGACCACGGGCGGUGGGGCCAGGAGAGCUGUGCCCAGAUCCACCCUGUUGGCAACGGGCUCUGGAACGACCACAACUGCAACUUCACCUUCCCCUGGAUCUGCAAGAGGAGCCUGAUGCCACCCUGACGCCACGGUGCCAGCCACGGGGAUGUCCAUGGUGCCAGAUCCACCGGCAGCCACGCUGCCAGCCACACCGCUGCGUCCGACGCCAACCACGCUGCCAGCCAC